CCAUCUACUCAGGAUCUGUGAGCAGGAGGUGUCUUAGAAAUCCCAGCUAGGCGGGCAGGAGCCAGGAGAAUAGCUACAAUGACCUCAGCAGUCCUGGUGGACAUACAAGAGGAGGUGACCUGCCCCAUCUGCCUGGAGCUCCUGACAGAACCCCUGAGCAUAGACUGUGGCCACAGCUUCUGUCAGGCCUGCAUCACGGGGAACAGCACAGAAUGGGUGAUAGGCCAAGAAGGGGAAAGCAGCUGUCCUGUGUGCCAGACCGGCUACCGGCCCGGGGACCUGCGGCCGAAUCGGCACCUGGCCAACAUCGCAGAGAGACUCAGAGAGGUGGUGUUGGGCCCCGGGAUGCAGCUGAAGGCGAGUCUGUGUGCACACCAUGGAGAGAAACUCCAGCUCUUCUGCAAGGAAGAUGGGAAGCUCAUCUGCUGGCUUUGUGAGCGGUCUCAGGAGCACCGUGGUCACCACACAGUCCUCAUGGAGGAGGUUGCCCAUGAGUACCAGGAGAAGUUCCAGGAGUCUCUGAGGAAGCUGAAGCAAGAGCAGCAGGAAGCCGAGAGACUAAAAGCUGUUAUCAUAAGGAAGAGGACAUCCUGGAAGAAUCAGAUGGAACCUGAGAGACACAGGAUCCAGACACAGUUUAAUAAGUUGAGAAGCAUCCUGGACAAAGAAGAGCAGCGACAGUUGAAAAAGCUGGAGGAGGAAGAGAGGAAGGGGCUGAGUAUUUUAGAAGAGGCUGAGGAUGAGCUGGACCAGCAGAGCCAGUCACUGAGGGAGCUCAUCUCAGACCUGGAGCUUCGGUGUCAGGGGUCGGCAAUGGAGCUGCUGCAGGAUGUGAGUGAUGUCAUGAAAAGAAGUGAGUUCUGGACCCUAAAGAAGCCAGAAGCUCUGCCCACCAAGCUGAAGAGUAUGUUUCGAGUCCCAGAUCUGAAAAGGAUGCUGCGAGUGUUUAGAGAACUGACGGAUGUCCAGAGCUACUGGGUGGACGUGACUCUGAAUCCACACACGGCUAACUUAAAUCUUGUCAUGUCUAAAAACCGGAGACAAGUGAGAUUUGUGGGUGCCACGCUGCCUGGGUCUUACCUGGAAGAGCAUUAUGACUGUGGUAUCCUGGGCUCCCAACAUUUCUCCUCUGGGAAACACUACUGGGAGGUAGAUGUGGCCAAGAAGACUGACUGGAUCCUGGGGGUGUGCAGUAAUUCAGCGGAACCCACGUACUGUUUCAACCAGUUUACGAAUAAUCGAAAUGUUUACUCCAGAUAUCAACCUCAAAGUGGAUACUGGGUGAUUGGGCUACAUCAUAAACAUGAAUAUAGAGCCUAUGAGGAAUCUUCCACUUCCCUGCUCCUCUCUAUGAUGGUGCCCCCUCGCCGGGUUGGGAUUUUCUUAGACUAUGAGGCUGGCACUGUCUCCUUUUAUAAUGUCACAAACCAUGGCUUUCCCAUCUACACCUUCUCUAAAUAUUACUUUCCUAGCACCCUUUCUCCAUAUUUUAAUCCCUGCAACUGUGUGGUCCCGAUGACCCUGCGUCGCCCAAGCUCUUGA
Messenger RNA from Puma concolor (puma), 1542 nucleotides. RefSeq names its product tripartite motif containing 6 (gene TRIM6). Gene Ontology annotation, molecular function: zinc ion binding; protein binding. The record is from RefSeq and is a predicted model, not a curated record. NCBI's taxonomy places the organism in Eukaryota, Metazoa, Chordata, Mammalia, Carnivora, Felidae.